UUGCACAGUCUCAGUCUCUUAGUCCCUCUCUGGCAGUCGGAAGAGUGUGGUGUUUGGUCGAUAAGUGUAACGGGCGUUGUUGCUAAAUAACAAAGAAUGGCUGCGAAAAUUGUGCAAGUGCUUGCUUUCAUGCUGGCCAUCAGUACAGCACUGGCCCUGACUUGCUACAAAUGCGAUUCCAGCGAAAACAAACUUUGCAGUUACGGCAUCAGCAGCUUCACGUAUAACACUGUUGAUUGUAAUGAAGAAUUCGGUGGUGGUGCUCUCACCAGUUGGAUUCCUAAGCAGUGUGUCAAGUUGGUUGCUCAAGACAAAGAUGGUAACGAGCAUAUAGCUAGAGGCUGCAUGCCCCAUACAGGCGGAGCUUGUAGCAGCAUUGCUAAGGCUCUGAGCUUCUUCAGCAGUGUGGAGGGUGACAUCAAGGAUAUGAACUGUUACCCUUGCGACAGCGACAAGUGUAACUCGGCGCCCAAACUUACUUACACAUUCCUUGGCGUGAUUAUGGCAGCUGUUGUAUUCAUGUUGAUGUAAAAUGUGCACAUUAAGUUUUUGUGUGAUAUAGAAUUUGAUAUUUAGUUACCAAAUUUGAUAAUUUAAAACUUUGUUGCUGUGUACUCAUGCCUUUGAAAUGUCGCAUCUCAAUUUUUAUGGUUUUUCUGAUAAUAACUAUAUUUUUCUAUGGCAACCGAAGAUGAUAGCCAGAUUCUAUUUUCCUGUUGUACUUUACAAAUUUACAUAUUUGUAGAAAUGAUAACUGCUUGUUAUUGAUAUUACUCAGUGCUACUUGAGGUUUCUAUAAUAAUAAUCAAAAUAAAAAGUAGUGAGUAUAGAAUAAAUGUACCAAUUAGAAGUAGAAAAAGUUUGUACUUUUUUUUCAUGUUUUCGAAAUAAAUUUUGAUUUUAUA
Molecule: messenger RNA, 905 nt
Organism: Zophobas morio
Lineage: Eukaryota; Metazoa; Arthropoda; Insecta; Coleoptera; Tenebrionidae
Exons: 3
Coding region: 97-531 (144 amino acids)
Biological process (GO): positive regulation of voltage-gated potassium channel activity; sleep; regulation of synaptic transmission, cholinergic
Source: RefSeq, a predicted model, not a curated record